Amoebophrya sp. A25 is the source of this 1275-nucleotide messenger RNA. NCBI's taxonomy places the organism in Eukaryota, Dinophyceae, Syndiniales, Amoebophryaceae. The record is from the annotation of a GenBank genome assembly.
AUGGGACCUACUUCGAUUUCGACGACGUCACAUCUCGCGCAUGAAAAUAAUCCAAAGAUCGAUGUCGAACUGCCUAUCCACCUCAUGUGCGAGAUCCUCUCGUAUUUACCGCUGAAAGAGCUGAUGAACAACGUCUCUUACGUUGCGAAACGCUACCGCAAUUUGGCUGAACACGUUGCUGCGACCAAGAAUCGUUCCGAAGAAGUCAUUCUCGCUUGGACGGUUAAUCACGAACUUGCGUUGUUCGGACCUGAUUUGACAUUGAUGGAAACGUUGCCCUUCGAAUACUUGACAGGGAACUUCGCCUUUGCCUCUGCCACUGUGGUCGGUAACCGGGUCUUUCUAGCACUGCCAGAACGACCAAGUCCAGUUGUAGUGUCUUUGCACCGCGUCUGGGGAUCUGCGAAGAUUCUGAUGAAAAUCGAGCAAAACUACAAGCAGGUAGAGGAGAACACAGAGACGGUAUGUAUUGGCACGAGCUCAACUGGUUCUUUCGGGGUAUCGUAUGUCGCAGAAGGAAACGCCGUGAUUUCGCUAGAGCAUGAUGAAACAGGCAAAACAUUCCUAAAGAAAUAUGAUCUCGUCUCCUAAGUAGUAUCAUUUUGCAUUUGCGCGUGCGUGGUUGUUUUAGUUGUAGUAGUUUGUUAUUAAAAAACCCAAUUCCUACUAUGAACAUCAAAUCAUUGAGUUAUAGUAGUCACAAGAUGAGAUUGAGAAGAAGAACUAGUCGUAGUAAAGCUAGUUGUACUAGCGUUGAUCUAUUUAUUAAUACAAAACUACUAUUUUCUAUCUCCUUGUCCAAUACAAAACUACUCUACUAGUAAACUUGUUCCUUAUAGCAGUUACAGGAUACUGUGGUGUGGAUACGGUCGCGAAGUUAGGUUGUUGUAACUGUAACUAUGCUCCUCUGAGACAACGAUAUGAUGGUCGCAUUGACAACACUACAGCUAUGGCGUACCAGUCGUGGUAGGCGAUAAGUAUACCUCGCAAUAAACGUUAUAUGGAAAGAAAAAUUUGGUCCUCGGGAACAAACCAAGAAAAAAACACUCACACACCAACGCCUUAUAUCGUUUCCCUUUCCCGCCAAGUUAGGAAUCCCAAUAUAUAAUCCUGGCCUCCCUCGCUCGUCCCAAAGAUGCAUACCUUCGUUACGUGCAGAUUCGUCCCUUUCGGACGUGCGAAGACUCGCUUUGUUCCCCUCGGUGGAAACGGAGAGUCGUGUUUGCAUCGAGAAAAGAAAAGGUUCUACAUGAAAAUCAUAUUUGAAAAAUGGCC